UUGUAGAUCCUUGUGAUGAAUGUCUUCUGUCCAAAGCAACAGUCCAGUGCAGACAAUGCUGGAUUGAGGUGUGUCUACCCUGUUUCAAUAAGAUUCAUGCUCCAUGGGCACUAAGAAAGCAUAAGCCUGAGGCCUUGAUUGUCCCUGUAGCUGCAUGUUUUUACUUGCUGCCAUAUUGUUUAGACCAUUCUCAAAAUCUGGCGACUAUGCUUUGCUUAUCUUGUUCAGAUGAAGGUUCUGAGACGUAUGUAUGUACAACCUGCCAGCGAAGUAAAAAACAUGAAGGCCACAACUUCUUGGAUGUAGCAUCUCCUACACCUAACCUCACCGAAUUCAAGAGUGUUAAGAGUGAGAUGGAAGUUAACCUUAAACUCCUACGAGAGAGAGUUGAGAUGUGCUACUCAUUUCGACAGAAAGCCUUACAGUACAGAGAUCAUGAAAUCACAAGGGUGCGAACAUUCAUGCAGCGUUUGCAUGGUCUUUUGCAGAUGCAAGAACGCACCAUUCUGUCAAAAAUCUUCAAUUUAAGUAAACGUCUCCAAGAUGAUUUGCUAAAGGAGCAAGCUGAUAAGGAAAAGGAAAUCGACAAAUGUGAAUCGGUUUUAAAGUACGGAGAACUUCUCUUAAACGGAGAGGCACCGUCUGUAAACUUUUCAAAAUUUCUUGGCGAACUGAAGAGAAUUUUAAAUUCAAUUUCCCAGCCCAGUUUGGAGAGCAAUGCUGUGUUUUUCAAGUGUAAGGUCAACGAGGGCCUGGAAAAUACAUUAUCAGACUGUAUAACAGUUGAAGAAGUCGGCUGCAGUAUUCAGGCUCUGGAAGAUAAUUUGACAGGAUUUAGUAAAACAACCAGUGGUUCUGCAGUUGGUGCUAUCAAUUGUCGUGACAUUAGUGUCAAGAAGGAAGAAAUUUCACCAAAGCAUAGUAAGGUUGAUUCAGCUUUUGUUUCAAGAACCACUGAUGGCAUUGCUGAAAUACAAGAUUUGCUCAUACCAGAAAGCUUCGUCAAAGGUGUUGGAGACAGAAAAGCUGAAAUGCCAUCAUCAGGUUCAAAAGGCACUAAAAUGUCUGCUCUGGAAUUGAUAAGCAGUACCAAGCCUCCUGAAAAUUAUGCAGUUAAUUCAGACCUUCAGCAAAUGUGUUCAAAUGAAAAUGGUACAGAUUUGCUUAGUCAUAGAACUCCAGACCAGGAAGGUAUAGUUUUACAACCUGUUAAAGAAGAUUUAGAUGUCAUCAAAAGCGAUCCUUGUAGAGAAGAAAGGACAGAGAUUUUAGUCAAAAUUGAAUCUGACGAUACUGAAAGUUCAGCUCAAAAUUUCCAGGGUGAUGUACAGGAGCAUGAGGAUAACUUAUUGUCUGGUGCUAACGAAACCAGCAGUGAUCAGGGAGCUGUAUUAAUGGAUGACUCAUGGAUAUCUUCUGGAGCUCGGCCAAAGGUGACAAAAGCGUUGUAUAGCUUACUAAAUGAAUCAGAUUCUACAAAUUCUUUGAGGACAUUUCCUGUUCCAAGAACACUAUCAGAUAGCAAGUUACAUUUUCCACCAUCCCGUGCUCAGAACUCUGAGACAUCAGUGUUGAUGGAGGAGCAUGUAAGAGUAGCAUUUGUUGAGAGUCCUUCUUUAUUUUAUGUGCAGAGAAGCAUUGAUUUUAGUUGGAUCAUGAGUCUAGGUCAUAAGUUGAAUAGAAUUGCAAGAGAGGCAUCCAGAAUGUUGAAACUGUACCAUUUGUCGGAAAGUUAUACAUCUGCUGCUUCACAGUUGAUGAAAGUGGUAUCGAGCUCUUGUGUUGUCCGUAUUGCCGGAUUCUCAAGAAGUUGUGUCAAGUAUGUUGAUUAUGGCAAUGAAGAAAACCAUCAAAACUUCUAGGUUGAGAGAAUGCCCUCCUCCUUACCAGCUUGAGAACUUGCCACCUUUCUGUAUGGCAUGCUCUCUCUGGGAAGUCAUCCCAGCUAGAGGAGAUUUCUGGGAUGCUGAAGCUGUGGAAAUAUUCUGUAAGCUUGUAAGAGAUGUCUCCUUGCGUUAUACGUGAUUGACUGUGAACAGUACAAGAUGUAAAUAAGUUUUUGGUCGAUUUACGCAGGCCAGGGAGAACGACUGGCAUAUCAAACGACCUCCCACUGUCCAUUCGAGAAGUUUUGAUCUUCUUGGGGUAUGGUAUAUAUGUGAAUAAGUCUCCUCAAGAUCAGUACAAGAAGGAGAUGACACCAGUAAGAAGCUACUAUCGUCCAGAGUUACCUUUUGGAAAAUGUGAUAUUGAAGUCUUAGUUUCUCAUGCGAAAUCUCCUAAUGAAUUUUAUCUUCAGCUGAAAAGUAACUGUGAUUGUUUGACAUCUUUGAUGAAUGAAUUGCAGUUACAUUACAAUUCAUCAUCAUUAGUAGGGAACUUGGAUUGGCAUAUAUUUGCUCCAAAAAUAGGUAUGCUCUGUGUAGCUAAGUAUAGUGUGAUGAGAAGUGGUAUCGUGCUAUUAUUGUUGACCUGCCAGGUUAUAGAAAAGUUGAUGUCUUUUAUGUGGAUUUUGGGAACCAAGAAAGGCUUUGGUACAAGCAGGUUACAAAAUUGCUGACAGAUUUACUUUAUUUCCAAUGCAGGCAGUUCCAUGUAGUCUUCUAGAUAUUGAGCCAUAUAGUGAAAGGUGGGUCCCAAACAUUGCAGAUAUGAUGACUGGUAUACUAGAGUCUCAAAAGAUAUUGGUUAUGUUCCACUCCUAUGAAGAUGAAAAGGCUUUAGUAAAUUUAUCAUUACACAGUGAUGGAUGCAAAAUUGAUUGUGGAGAUAGGCUGAUACAAUUGGGUCUUGCCAAGAGUAGUUUCAAAAGACUUGAGAAAUUGCAUAGCAAAAAAUUGGGUUCCCAGAAGUGGGCGCAAAUAGAUGGGGAAGAAUGAAGCACACAAAUAUGAGACACUGGCUGAAGUCAAGAAACUUGGGGGAUAUAUAUCGAGAAAUAAGAGGAAGUGACAUGUCUCUCAGUGACAUCUCCAUCUUGUAUCCAUAUGCGACAGACCUAAUGUCCACUGUAUUCAAGGAACUUCAAGAUAAAUUAAUACAAGAGAUGCAGACUAAAACAUCAUCCAACAUCAGUCCUGAGAUUGGUGAUGUUUGCAUAGCCAGUUAUAAGCCAAGCACCUAUGCUCGUGUCAAGUUAUUAGAUGUGACAGAUCAUGAAUUUUUGGUGCACUUUAUUGAUUGUGGUGGAAUUCAGAAAGUUAAACAAGCAGAUCUCUUCAAAUUACCAGAAGGCUUGGCUGAAACAAAGCCAUUAAGUCUUUCAGUGAGACUAGCAGACAUUAUUCCUCCAGGUGGGACCAAAAUGGCAUG
Molecule: messenger RNA, 3312 nt
Organism: Macrobrachium nipponense
Lineage: Eukaryota; Metazoa; Arthropoda; Malacostraca; Decapoda; Palaemonidae
Exons: 21
Coding region: 207-1862 (551 amino acids)
Source: RefSeq, a predicted model, not a curated record